AAUUAGUUCAAUGUUAAAGUAUUGUUUGACUAUACAAAAAAAAUAACACGAAACAUUUAGACACAAUCAUGAUGAUACAUAUAGAUCAUUGAUUGGUUAAUACUAAUAAAUUGUAGUAUAUACGAAAUGAUCCAUGAAAAAAAUAGAUAUAAACUUUAAAAUUUCAAAGAAAAAAGACAAAACAAAAUCAAAAAUGGUUAUUUUAUGGAUUAUUCAUUAUUACUAAUGUAAUCAUUUCUUCAAAAAAAUAAACAAACUAUUUCUUCAUUGUUUCUAUGCAAUAUAAACAAAUAUAUAAAUGUUUCAUUCAUUUUUUUCGCUGAAAUAUGAAACAAUAUUCGUUUUUCAAAACAAUAAAGGAAUUAUAAUAAUUAAUUUUAAAAAUUAUUCAUAUUAAUAUUUAGUAUAAAAUAAUGUUCAAUGUAUUCAAUCUUAUAGAAAUUAAUUGGCGCUUAAAUUUCAUUUAAUUUGUUUUAAUUAUAUUUGAUUACGAAUAAAAGAAAUAAUAUUAGUUUGAUUUAAUCAUAUAAAAUUAACGAUGGAUAGAGAGUUAAUCAAAUGUAAUUCACAAGUAAACAAUAAUACAAAUAAUGAAAUGAAUAAUAAUACCAUUACUAUUACUUCUACAAACAGUGAAUUGCCAAAAUAUUCUGGAAGACAUUUAGCUAUUGCUGAUGAAUGGAUUCAAGCAACUGAAGCAAGAUAUGAUUCAAUGGAAAAUUUAUUACAAUCAGUACGUCAUGAUAUAGAUGUAUUAACAGAACGUUUAGAUCAGACAACACCAACAUCACCUGAACUUAUAAGACCAACAACAACAACAACGGUAAAGAUUGGUAAUAAACAAACUAGUAUUGAAGAAAAAAGCUCACCAUCAAAAUUGGAACAGUUAAAAGUAUCAUCAUGUCCACUUCAAAAAGAAAUAAGUCAAUCUUCAUUAGUAUCUCAUCAAAAGGAUUUAUCAGAUAACUUAAAAUGUAUCCCUGAAAAGAACUAUUAGGUCUAAUGGCUGACAAAGAUGAGUUUAUGGAUAUACGGAUCCGUCCAAUAAAAAAUCGACUUUCCAACUCCAACGAGGAUAAAUUAUUUGAUUCUAAUAAUAUUCGUCAAUUUAAUGAUAAUCAUGAUGAUAUUAAUCACUACAAUAAUACUACUACUACUGCUAAUAAUAAUGAAUGUAGUAUUGGGGAAGAUAAAUAUUUAACAAAAACAUGGAGAUCACCAUCUGAUUUCAAUCUACAUGAUCCAUUCUACGAUAAUUCAUACGGUUUCACCAAUGAACCUUAUGAUAAUUGUAAUACUAACAACGCUAAUCAGCUUAGAACCAUGCAUUAUGUUAAAAUUAGACAAAUGGAAAGUAGCCAUAGAAUAAAUGAUGACAUUAAUAAUGACGAUGAUGAUGAUGAAGUUAUUGAAUAUAAUUUCCCUUCACAUGAUCACCAUUCCAUGAUAGAAACUGAUUUGGAUGAUUAUCAACCAGAUAAGCAAGAGAAUAGUACUACAGAAUCGGAGGACAGUUUGUCACCUGCUAUAUCACCAACAUUUGGUAAUUUAGCCUCAGACGAAAUCAAAUUACAAAAUAUGAUUAUAUCAAAUAAUGAUACAAUUACGUUAUCAAUCAGUAAUAAAUAUUUGACUGAAAAUAACAAUGAUGUGAAUAAUAGAAAUUCAAAUAGUGAGGAUUUUAAAGUCUAUGAUAAUGGGCAUUCAUUAACUACAAUUGAUGAGGCUUCGGAAGAGAACGAUGAUGAUGACUGGUCGUCAUAUGAACAUGAAAUUUCUAUAAAUAAUGGCAACAGUAAUAAUACUACUGAAAAACCCAUGGAAGAUAUUAAGAUUUCAAAACCUUCGUUUGAAUAUUACAAAGAUGAUAAAAUACCAAUAAAUCAAUUAACAAAUCAGGGAUUUAAAUCAUCCUGUACCGACAGUAAUGAUAAUAAUACUGAUAGGCAGGAGCAUAUUAUAAGACAAAAUGAAAAUGUUAAUCAAAUUGCUUUAGUUAAUCGACAGCAACAAAUUGAGACGAUAAAAUAUAAUAUCGAUAACAACAAUAGCAAAACUAAUUCAUUCGUAUGUAAUGAAAAAUGUAUAAGUACAAGUGAAUACAGUCAACAAUCACCUAAUAUUGUUCUAUUACGACCUAAAAAAAUAGAUAAUUCAUGUAUAACUACAAGUAAUUUUAAAUCACGACCAGUUUCAGCUGAAAUUCGUAAUAUUAAUAUCACUAAUAGCAAUAAAAAACUAGAAAAGUCACAUUCUGGUUCUUUAACUUCUAUGCUAUCAACAAUAAGUCAAGAAGGUGUUAUCAGUGAAGCUGAUUCCUAUGUAACUGUAUGCAGUAAUCUAAUUGGUACAGGCAGUGAGGAAGCUUAUAUAACAGCACAGAGUGAUUCAGAUGCAUUCAAUGAACAAACAUUAUAUACAAAUUCUCACACAGAUGAGGAAAAUGAUUACCAAACAUUAUCAUGUAAAAAAGUUAAAACAUUGUCUUGUCGUAGUCAAAAACGUAAAUAUAUUACCGAUCCAGGUCUGGAUAGUCAGUCAGCAUCGGAUUUAGAAAAUGAUAAUGAGACUAUUUUAGAUUCAACGUUAACCACAUCGACACCAGUAACAGUUACGCCGAAAUUUACUAAAUUACCAUCCAAAUUAAUUGCAUCCUCUGAAAAUGCUGUCGAAUUAAAACAAAAUGAUAAUGAAACAUUUGAUGAAAAAACAUAUAUUAUGGAUAGUAAUAAUAAUAAUGGUAAUUUAUGCGAUAUGCAUAAAUAUGAAGCAUUAUCAAUAAAUGUUAAAGGUUCGAAUUUUCGAUGAGUCAUUAUUCUUGACAAAAGAACAUUCACAAAAGAAUACAGGGAUAAAACUUGGAAGUAUAUCGUCAAGACGAUAACAACUGUUUGAAUUUUAUACUUUCAAGCUUUAAUCAACAUUAUGGAAUCCUAAAAAAAUGUUUAUAUGUAUAUAUAAAUUUGACCUGCUGACCAUCACUAUGUAUACUUUUUUUUAAUUUCACUUUUAUUGAAUUAUUCACUAUACGACAUACACCGGACACGAAAACUAAGUAAUUACAUACUUGGUUGCCAACAUCUUUUAAGGUAAAAAAAAAUAUGGG
This is a messenger RNA of Schistosoma haematobium, 3106 nucleotides long. RefSeq lists its product as uncharacterized. The record is from RefSeq and is a predicted model, not a curated record. The transcript has 2 exons. The coding region runs from base 1003 to 2808 and encodes 601 amino acids. NCBI's taxonomy places the organism in Eukaryota, Metazoa, Platyhelminthes, Trematoda, Strigeidida, Schistosomatidae.